GCACCUCACACGGUUGUUUCCUCCGAGCGAACGCGAGAGAGAGAGAGAGAGAGAGAGAGAGAGAGGGAGAGGGAGAAUGGAGAUGGAGAUGGAGAGGGAGAGGGAGAGGGAGAGGGAGAAGGAGAGGGAGAUAGAGGGAGGGGUGAAGGUGGUGGAAGCGACGAGCGAGGCGGCGAAGGCGGCGGCUCCCGCGGCGGAGGAUGCGGUGGUGGCGCCGACGAAGAAGAACCGGAUCCAGGUGUCCACCAACAAGAAACCGCUCUACUUCUACGUCAAUCUCGCGAAGAGGUACAUGCAGCAGCAUAAUGAGAUCGAACUUUCCGCGCUGGGCAUGGCUAUUGGCACUGUUGUCACGGUUGCUGAGAUCCUGAAGAACAACGGUCUGGCUACUGAGAAGAAGAUCCUGACUUCGACGGUUGGCACCAAAGAUGAUACCAAGGGCCGCCUUGUUAGGAAAGCCAGGAUUGAGAUUUUGCUACACAAAUCAGAGAAUUUCAACAACCUCGUCCCUGCUACCAAAGCGGAUCAAAUCAAGGCAGUUCAGCCAGAGAUUGAGGCAUAAGAGAGUAGUUGUGUGUUUCU
Messenger RNA from Ananas comosus (pineapple), 582 nucleotides. RefSeq lists its product as uncharacterized. Lineage: Eukaryota; Viridiplantae; Streptophyta; Magnoliopsida; Poales; Bromeliaceae. The record is from RefSeq and is a predicted model, not a curated record. The coding region runs from base 77 to 562 and encodes 161 amino acids. Gene Ontology annotation, molecular function: RNA binding. Gene Ontology annotation, cellular component: nucleus. The transcript is spliced from 5 exons.